This is a messenger RNA of Photinus pyralis (common eastern firefly), 584 nucleotides long. RefSeq lists its product as uncharacterized. The transcript has 2 exons. The coding region runs from base 83 to 514 and encodes 143 amino acids. The record is from RefSeq and is a predicted model, not a curated record. Lineage: Eukaryota; Metazoa; Arthropoda; Insecta; Coleoptera; Lampyridae. Gene Ontology annotation, molecular function: odorant binding.
AGCAAUGAGUCAAAGAUCGGCUAUAAAUUAUCUCUGACCGCGGUCAUGAUUGUAUUCCCCAUAAACAGAUAAAAGUGUCAAGAUGCAGGCGAUUUUUUGGUGUUUGGUCUUUCUCUUUGCCUCAGUUCAGUCCCGCUCGCACGAACGACCCAAUCCUUUUGGUGGCCAAAUCGGCUUGGAGUGCAGAGAAGAAGGCAAGUUGAGCGAUGACGCUUUACUAGACAUUUUGGACGAACACAAUAUAAUCGUCCGAAAGAACCCUCACGUAUAUUCAUUCUUCGAGUGCACGUUUAGAAAGUAUAAAUUUCUUGAGGAUGGAAAAUUUGUUAAGGAUACCAUCAUACCCUACAUGGUGAAAGGCCCGGUAGAAUUUUACAAACCCGACGUUGUCGAUCAUCAGAAGACCGCUGAAGAGACUUACGAACUUUGCAAAAACGAGGAAGGCAAAACGGCCGGCGAGCGCGUUGUCAAUUUCAUGAACUGUGCUGUAGGACACCUUUCUAGCAAAAAAUAAGUUACAGUUGUUGAUUACAGUAAAAUUAAAUGUGACGACAUCGCAAUUAUUAAAGACACUUUUAAAUUCG